AAGAUUCUUCUUCAAAUUCAUUCCAUCUCUCAAUUUUACCUGAAGCAAGUUUCCAUUCUUUCAAAUUUCCAAUUUUCUUCACACCAAAAUGGCUCUAGCUGUUUCUUCUUCGUCUUCCACUGCGAUUUCUGCUCGGAGCUUCUCGUCGGAAAUCAAAGCUCCGCAUUUAGGCUCGUUUCGCGUGCCGAGUCAAGCGGUGAUGUAUUCUUCGCAGAGGUGGAGCUCGGUGAAGGCUGUGAAUGCUCAGCCGAAGCGGAGCGAUUCGAUUGUGCCGCUCGCGGCGACGGUUGUGGCGCCAGAGGAGGUUGAGAAAGUGGAGGUUCAGGACUUUGAGCAAUUGGCUAAGGAGCUUGAGAGUGCUUCUCCUCUUCAGAUUAUGGACAAGGCGCUUGAGAAAUUCGGCAACGACAUUGCUAUUGCCUUCAGUGGAGCUGAGGAUGUUGCUUUGAUAGAGUAUGCACAUUUAACUGGUAGACCCUACAGGGUGUUCAGUUUGGAUACUGGGAGGCUGAACCCAGAAACAUAUCAGUUUUUUGACACAGUUGAGAAGCACUAUGGUAUCCACAUUGAGUACAUGUUUCCAGAUUCUGUUGAAGUUCAGGCACUAGUAAGGAGCAAAGGGCUGUUCUCUUUCUAUGAGGACGGGCAUCAGGAAUGCUGCCGUGUGAGGAAGGUGAGACCCCUCCGGAGAGCCCUUAAGGGUCUGCGUGCCUGGAUCACUGGCCAAAGGAAAGAUCAAUCUCCAGGUACCAGGUCUGAAGUUCCUGUUGUCCAGGUUGACCCUGUUUUUGAGGGUUUGGAUGGUGGGGCUGGCAGCCUUGUCAAGUGGAAUCCAGUUGCAAAUGUCCAGGGUGCUGAUGUAUGGAACUUCCUUCGUGCCAUGAACGUUCCUGUGAAUUCACUGCACUCCCAGGGAUACAUUUCAAUAGGUUGUGAGCCAUGCACAAGGUCAGUCCUACCAGGACAACAUGAGAGAGAAGGAAGGUGGUGGUGGGAGGAUGCCAAGGCAAAGGAGUGCGGUCUUCACAAAGGCAAUCUCAAACAGGAAGAAGGUCAAGAAAAUGGAGCUGCCAAUCCCAACGGAACAGCCACUGCUGACAUUUUCACUUCCCAGAAUUUGGUCACCUUGAGCCGGCCUGGAAUAGAGAAUUUGGCAAGACUUGAGAACAGGCAAGAACCAUGGAUUGUAGUACUCUAUGCGCCAUGGUGCCAAUUCUGUCAGGGAAUGGAAGCAUCAUACGAUGAGUUGGCCAACAAGUUGGCAGGGAGUGGUGUGAAGGUAGGAAAGUUCAGAGCAGAUGGUGACCAAAAGGAGUAUGCCCAGAAAGAACUCCAACUUGGAAGCUUCCCUACAAUACUCUUCUUCCCAAAACACUCUUCUCGGCCAAUCAAGUACCCAUCAGAGAAGAGGGAUGUUGAUUCGCUGAUGGCUUUCAUCAAUGCCCUUCGGUAAUUGAACUUUUGAAAUGCUUAUAGAAACUAGCCUAGUAAUUCCGGAAGUCAUCCCUCCAUACCUCAAAGGUGUAGUCAACAUUCAGUUGGCAAACCAGUGGAGUUGAAAGAUAAUGCUUCAUUGAUUCUACUUUGAAUCUAUGACAAGAAAUUGUAUCAUGCUUGUGUUUUCGUCUUGUGGGAUGCUCUGUAUUUACCGUGUAUUCUCACCUUAAGUUGCAGUUCCUUCAGGUCAGAUAGGUAUUGUGUUGUUUUGGGGUUUUUCGGGUAGAGAUCGUCUUGUAUGAGUCAGUUUUGAAUGUUGAAAUGGAAAGAGUAUGUUUCUUGUUAAUGUAAAAUAUUUCAGAGUAUUCACUUCUCUUGUCUAGCAAGUUUCAGUCUUGUGUGGUAACAGAAUGUUACUCUUGUAAAGCUAGAAUCAGAGUUAAAUUAUUGCUGGGUACUCGUAUGCCAAUUUGCUCA
Fragaria vesca subsp. vesca is the source of this 1914-nucleotide messenger RNA. RefSeq names its product 5'-adenylylsulfate reductase 3, chloroplastic-like. Lineage: Eukaryota; Viridiplantae; Streptophyta; Magnoliopsida; Rosales; Rosaceae. The transcript is spliced from 4 exons. The record is from RefSeq and is a predicted model, not a curated record. Gene Ontology annotation, molecular function: phosphoadenylyl-sulfate reductase (thioredoxin) activity. Bases 89 to 1453 code for a protein of 454 amino acids.